AUGGAGCUAAAAGAAAUAGAGGAGCAUUUGAUCGGUGCAUCACAUGCAAGUGAUCAACACUUGAGGCUCCCCCGCGAUAUUUUCCCUAACAAGUUUCAAUAUGAAAUAAUUCGGCACAGGGCUGUCCUUCUGUUGCUUAGCUCGGAGUUGGUACUUUGUUCCUUUUGUUUUAUAUGGGAUUGCAAGCUAAUGAGGGAGCCAAACUUGUUAUUUCAGUAUUUGUUGUCUUCGGUGGAUCAGUUGCUACCUUCAUUACAUGUACGAUGACAUAUUAUGCCGCGCUCGACCGGCCGAAGACCGCAGCGAACAGACUGGCGCUUGUGAAAUUUAUAGCGGACUUGAAACCAGGAAUUGACAUGAGAGAGUGGGAUGUUAUUGCUGCUCGAAUGAACUUAUCUAUGCAUCGCAGCAGCUCAUUGGUUUCACCUUAUUUCUUUUACGAUGGUGAGUCGUGCUAUUCCUACUUUAGGAGCUGUUGCCUAGUGCCUUUCUUGGCAUUCAAAAGCGCAAACGAUGCAAAGGAAAAUAAGGUACCUUUAAGUGAAUAUCAGCGCAUGCUUGACCAUGCUAUAAGAAUAUACGAAGAAAGGGCGAACGAGGACUGGCAACAAGUAGUAAAUGGAAAUUCGUCGCUGGAAACUUAG
Molecule: messenger RNA, 644 nt
Organism: Lachancea nothofagi CBS 11611
Lineage: Eukaryota; Fungi; Ascomycota; Saccharomycetes; Saccharomycetales; Saccharomycetaceae
Source: the annotation of a GenBank genome assembly